Molecule: messenger RNA, 1917 nt
Organism: Brachypodium distachyon (stiff brome)
Lineage: Eukaryota; Viridiplantae; Streptophyta; Magnoliopsida; Poales; Poaceae
Exons: 1
Coding region: 169-1329 (386 amino acids)
Biological process (GO): regulation of transcription by RNA polymerase II
Molecular function (GO): RNA polymerase II cis-regulatory region sequence-specific DNA binding; DNA-binding transcription factor activity, RNA polymerase II-specific; protein dimerization activity
Source: RefSeq, a predicted model, not a curated record
ACAGGCCGCGGGGGGGUGGGGGUGCUCGAGCGUCUAUUUAUAUGCCGAUCCGGCAACCGGUAGGCUACAGUACAACCGCCGCGCAGCCAUAGAUUUCAGCCACCGGAUACGCGAGCGAACCCGACCCGAGAAGAACGAUCGAGCAAAGCAAAGCACGGGCAGCCAGCAAUGGGGCGCGGCAAGACCUCGAUGAGGCUCAUCAGCGACAGGCGGAAGCGGUCCGCGGCCUUCGCGACCCGGAAGAAGGGGCUGCUGAAGAUGGCGUCGGAGCUCUCCACGCUCUGCAGCGUGCCCGUCGCGGUCGUCCUCGGCGCCCCCGCCCCCGCCGCCGGAGGACCCAACGGCGCCGCGCCUCCUCCGGAGGUGUGGGAGACGGAGGAGGGCGUCCUCGAGAGGUACCGCGCGCUCCCCGCCGAGAAGCGCGCGGAGCACACGCAUCUGAGGUACCUGGAGGGGAACCUGGGCAAGGAGGAAGCCAAGCUCGCCAGGGUGCUCCACAAGGGCCCCGCCGCGCUCGCGCCGCCCGACGCGGAGCUCAACGGGAUGAGCCUCGACGAGCUGCGCGCGGUUCUCGAGUCCGUCGACGCCGCGCUGUUGGCCACCGCCGAGAGGAAGAAGGCGCUCGGCUUGCCGGAACAUGACGACGACGACGCCGUUGAUCCGUGCAUCGGUGGAAGCUUCGUGGGUUUGGAUGGCGGUUACUACGAGAUGGAGGAGCCCGUCGACGGCCGCCUCGACCGUCAGGCCAUAUGGGACGCCAAUGCCAUGAACAUGAUGCAGCCUGGCCCUGGGUACUACGGCUUUCCCAACAUGAACGUCGCGCAGCCUGCGUGCGACGCCCGCGGCUUCCUGCUGGACAUGGCGCCUGGCAUUAAUGGCGGCAACUACCACGGGCAGCUAGCACAGGGUUCCUUCUACUCUCAGCAGCAGCAACAACAGAAUGCCAUCUCCCAUCCAGCGUACGGUGGCUUCCAAUACACUGGCGGCAACACGGGCUACGCGGCGCCCAUGGGCAGCUCAUCACAGAUGCAGAUGCCGAGCAACGCCAACGAUGAUCUGACCAUGUGGCGCACCGCGGAGCCGGCCUGCAACGCCAUCGUGCCAGCAGGUUGGUGCCCAGAUCUGUUCACCGACAACAACUUGUACACGACGGCGCCCGGCUACCUCGGCAUGGGCAACGGUGGUGGCGACGCCAUGAACUACGUGAGCUGCAACGACACGCUGUACUGCUCGUCCAACGACUUCCAGUGCUCCGGCUCCGGUACCACCAGCCAGAACUCUUCAAACAUCGAGGACCUGCCCUACCUCAGAGAUGGUGCGCGACGAUGAGUACUGAACCCUUGCAUUGCUUUAACACGCAUAGCACUCUUUUUUUUAACACACAUAGCACUUGGUGUAACUACUAGAGUAGUCGUAGUCAGAUGAGCGACAUCAUGAUCAUUCCGGCAAUUUUGGAUGGUGGACGGCCGCCGGAAUGAGCUGAUGUUUGCCACCCCUCCGCCCAUGGUUCCUGAGCAAAAUUUCCCGGCCGAAGAGCAAAAGGGACAUGGGCUAUACUGUUAGGUCACUGGUUUGUGGAAAAGAAGACCCGGCAACUCGGAGAAGAUCCGGCAAUGUCCUCAUCCGGCAGCUCAGCUUGGAGAAUAUCCAGCAAUUUUGUACACCUCUGCUUGGAUGACGCGGCCAGGAUAAAAUCCGGCAAUAGGAUGAUCCAGCAAUUUUGUAGCUAUGUUAGGAUGAUCCAGCAAUUUUACUAGCCUAGAAAAUAUCCAGCAAUUUUGUAGCUAUGCUUGUAUGGUCUUAGAAUUGUAGCCAGGACAAGAUCUGGUAAUUUGUACCUACUAUGCUUGGAGAUUAUCAUGCCAGCUGUGUAAAUACAAUGAUAUAAAUAUACUCAUUGAGUCAUCAACUCUUUUA